Echinops telfairi (small Madagascar hedgehog) is the source of this 1437-nucleotide messenger RNA. RefSeq names its product Rho GDP dissociation inhibitor alpha (gene ARHGDIA). The transcript is spliced from 5 exons. Lineage: Eukaryota; Metazoa; Chordata; Mammalia; Afrosoricida; Tenrecidae. Gene Ontology annotation, molecular function: Rho GDP-dissociation inhibitor activity; protein binding. The record is from RefSeq and is a predicted model, not a curated record. Gene Ontology annotation, biological process: Rho protein signal transduction. Gene Ontology annotation, cellular component: cytosol; cytoplasm; membrane. The coding region runs from base 87 to 701 and encodes 204 amino acids.
CGUGGCCAGGGCGCAGAGGGCACCUGCUGCCCCCCAAGCUGCCACAGCUCCCCUUCCCCACAGGCGUGGCAGACUAGGCAAGCAGCAUGGCCGAGCAGGAGCCCACGGCGGAGCAGCUGGCACAGAUUGCUGCCGAGAAUGAGGAGGAUGAGCACUCGGUCAAUUACAAGCCGCCCGCGCAGAAGAGCAUCCAGGAGAUCCAGGAGCUGGACAAGGACGAUGAGAGUCUGCGAAAGUACAAGGAGGCCCUCCUGGGCCGAGUGGCCGUCUCUGCUGACCCCAGUGUCCCCAAUGUCAUUGUGACCCGCCUGACCCUGGUGUGCGGCACUGCCCCUGGCCCUCUGGAGCUGAACCUGGCUGGAGACCUGGAGAGUUUCAAGAAGGAGUCCUUUGUGCUGAAGGAGGGGGUGGAGUACCAGAUAAAAAUCUCCUUCCGGGUAAACAAAGAGAUUGUGUCGGGCAUGAAGUACAUCCAGCACACCUAUAGGAAAGGCAUCAAGAUUGACAAGACCGACUACAUGGUGGGGAGCUAUGGGCCCCGGGCCGAGGAGUAUGAGUUCCUGACGCCCAUGGAGGAGGCGCCCAAAGGCAUGCUGGCGCGUGGCAGCUACAACAUCAAGUCCCGCUUCACAGACGACGACAAGACAGACCACCUGUCCUGGGAGUGGAACCUCACCAUCAAGAAGGAUUGGAAGGACUGAGGCCUAGUCCCCCUCCCCCCCUCCCCUCCCCAAACCAAAGUGCUGACAGGCCCCCUCCCUCCUGGCCCCGUGGCCCGGCCUCGGCUGUGGUCAUGUACUCAGUGUCUCGUGGCUGCUUCUGCCUGUGCUGUCCCCAGGUCCUGCCUGCUUGCUGGCCAGAGGGGGUGGAGGGGCAGGCUCCGCCUCUCCUGGACCCGGGACUGUCGGUCACCUUGUAACCAUGAUGCCUUAACGUGUGGAGUGUGUGCGGGGCCCUGGCUGAGCACUCACCCAGUGUCUGCAUGAGCAUGUGGCCCUGCCCCGUCUGUCCUCCACACCGGAGGUGUCCAGGCCUGAGGGCCGCUCUGUGGCUUGGGGAAAGCCAAAUCGCCAAAACUCAAGCUGCUCUGGUCUGUCCCAGCAGGGCCGGCGGCCGAGCCUUGGCUGGCCUGCCUGGCCUGGCCCGGCCUGUCAGUAUUUAUUGUUCCCACGUGUGCUGUCCACUGGGUCCGCCCUGGCCUGCCCUCUGCCACCUCCACCUGGCUCUCAGUGCCACCACCCACAAGCAGGGUCCUGCCCUUCCCCAGACCCAGCCGGUACAGCCAGGGACCAAGCACGGAGUUCGGAGCCUUCUCCUGUGCCCCCCUCCCCCUGCCCUGGUCGUGGUGUUGUGUCUGCUGGUGUCUCAGCCUGAGACUGCGGAGAGCCCACUCCUGUUCCCCCUCUGACUGGGAAUAAAUUCCCCCAAAGGAGCCCA